AUGGCUGCUCGUCGUCGAGUUCGAAACCUUGGAGAUUUGAACGAAAACAACAAUGAGAGGGGUUGCACGUUCGAGCAAUUUAAUCGCACCCAUCCGCCCUCCUUUGAUGGAAGAGACGAUUCCAAUGCAGUUGAGGAUUGGAUUCAGGACAUCGAAGAGAUAUUCAGUAUCUUGGAGUGCACCGAUCAACAAAAAGUUCGUUUUGCAGCUUUUAAAUUGAUUGGAGAAGCAAAGCGAUGGUGGAACUCUGAGAAAGCCAUCAGAGAAGCUGGUGGAACUGGAGAAGUGAGCUGGCCUCACUUUAAGCAAAACUUCUUCGACCGCUUCUUUCCGAAAGCAGACCAGGAAGCUAGAGCCCUAGAGUUUACUAACUUGGUGCAAGAGACCAUGACGGUACGCCAGUAUGCUGCAAAAUUUGCAGAGUUGUCACGCUUCGCCUCAUAUUUGAUUCCCGACAAAAAGAAGAAAACUCGGAGGUUUGAAGAGGGUUUAAAUCAAAGGAUCUACGAACGGGUUAUGGUUCUACAAAUUCAAAACUUUUCAGACUUGGUACAUAAAGCGAUGCUGGUGGAGCAGAAUCUUAAGAGAAGCGCUGAGUUACAGGAACAAAGAAAGAGAGCUACUCCACCUGGAUCCUCUAGUAUGGAUCAAGGGCCAUGGAGGAAGAGAAACGAAGGUAGCAACUCAAGUCAGAGACAGGUGCAGGGAUAUCAAUCAAAUAACCCCUGCAAGUUUUGUAACCACAUACACACUUGGGAGUGUAGAAAGGAAAAUGGGUCAUGUUUUCGAUGUGGAAAGACUGGCCAUUUCAUCAGAGAAUGCCCAUUGCUGUCAGACGACAAGAAUAAGUCCAACACACCUCCAGGUCCCCGAAAGACGACACAAGGAAAAAAUCAAUGUAGAAUGGGACCAGCUCGAGUGUUUGCAUUGACAGCUGAAGAUGUUGAGGACGAUAACAAUGCGAUCACAGGUACCCCACUUUUUUUCUCCUUGAAAGUUUUUUUUUGGGUUUUAGUUGAGCUGGGAUUAAUCAUGCUUGCAUGA
This is a messenger RNA of Juglans microcarpa x Juglans regia, 1044 nucleotides long. RefSeq lists its product as uncharacterized. The transcript has a single exon. Bases 1 to 1044 code for a protein of 347 amino acids. Gene Ontology annotation, molecular function: zinc ion binding; nucleic acid binding. The record is from RefSeq and is a predicted model, not a curated record. Lineage: Eukaryota; Viridiplantae; Streptophyta; Magnoliopsida; Fagales; Juglandaceae.